AACACAGUUAAACCGUGGUAGACCGAUGCAGUGCAGUGGAGUGACCCAGUAGUCCGAUGCCAGUGAACUGAUCGACGAACGUGGCAGUCCGGGUGGCAGUGGACUGAUCGUGGCAGUCCGGGUGGCAGUGGACUGACCGUUGCAGCCCAGGAAAGCGUUGGACUGACAGUGGCAGUCCGAGCAGUGGUGGACUGACCGGGGCAGUCUAGAGUAGCGUUGUACUGACCGGGGCAGUGUGGCGCGGUGCGGCGAACUGACUGAGUCAGUCCGGGCAGCGGUGAACUGAUCGUGGCAUUCUGGCGCGGCGGUAGACUGACCGUUGCAGUCUAGAUUAGCGUUGGACUGACCGGGGCAAUCUGGCGCGGUGCGAUGGCCGGCGUUCUCGGCUCGCUGAUGCGCCAUACUCGCGGUCGGCUGGAUCUGAAGAUGGAGCAGCGUUUGAAGCGCCUCCAGCAGCAGCGACAGCAGAAGGAGCAGCAGGAGGGCGGUCAGGAGCAGGGGGCGGAGCCGGAGCGUGACCCGACCCCGGUCAGCUGGGCGGUGCCCCCGCCCCCUGAGAUCGACUGCGGAGGCACACCGCGCAGACUCGCGCGCUCCAAGACCGGCUCCAUUGAGCCCGUCGGCAAGGGCUCCACCUCCAAGGCGCCCGUGCAGAAGGGCUCGCAGAAGGGCAACGGCAAGGGUGUCCAGAAGGGCAAGAAGGGUAAGAAGGGCCGCCACCAACAGUACGAUCUGAUCGUCACCAUCGACCUGGUCGAGUACGGCCUUACCGAGGAGCUGGUGGCAGAGUUCAAGGAGGUGUUUAUGCUGUUUGACAAGGACGAGGACGGCGUCAUCAACAUGGACGAGCUCGGCAUCAUGAUGAAGACGCUGGGACAGCGACCAACCGAGACCGAGCUGGAAAAGAUGGUAUCAACGGUCGAUCAAGAGGGCACGGGGCAGAUAGAAUUUAACGAGUUUCUACAAAUGAUGGCUCGAAAGAUGGCGGGCGUAGAAACAGAAGAGGAGCUAAAGGAGGCCUUCAGGGUUUUCGACAAGGACGAGGACGGCUUCUUGUCCGUGGCAGAGCUGCGACACAUUAUGACGUCGAUGGGCGACAAAAUGACUAACGAAGAGGUCGACGACAUGGUUCGAGAGGCGGACCGGGACGGCAAGGGCAAAAUCAAUUACGACGCGUUCGUUCGCGCACUUCUGAACCACGGCUCGCCGAGUCACUAGAGCGUCCGACGGCCAGCGGGGAGCGCCGCACAGCUGUCCCAGCUCAGCCCCAGCGCUGUCCCAGCUCAGCUCCAGCGCUUUCCCUCAGACCGCAAUCUUGCCACCCACCGAGCGGAGCUGCUGCACCUCGCCUGUUGCGCCGACACAACCCGUGGCGACCCUCGCCGUACACCCGACCGACGCGGAUGGCUGGGGGCGACCGAUGUCCGUCUGUGGUGGACGGCGCGUCGCUCGCGGCGGAGUCGAUAGUACGUCCGAGUCGGGGGAUUCCCCGGUGGAGGUGGUCAGACAGUCUCUCGGGCUGGGAGAGCUUGUGACGACUGGUCAGUCGGUCCGACCUCUGCGGUCCGCUGUGGACCGACGGCCGGUGGCCGUGCCUCUGUAAUGUUACCGCCGCUGUGAGGGCGGCAGCCGCCGUGCCCAUCGGGUGGUUUGUGUGUUUGUGUGGGCGGGUGUAGGCGCCUGCCGUGACCGGAGACCCGAGUUGGUGCCAGUUGCUGGGGCAGCUCGCCGGAACAGGGUUACGGUAGGGCGGAGAGGCUCGUAAUGCUUCUGCACGGGCAGCACCUCGCUCGUGAUAUGAUCCCGUCUGUCCGCUUGUAGGAACUUCCCUACAGGGAUGAGAUACCUAAGCAGUCGGUAAUCCCACAGUUCAAACUGAUCGUAACAACAUAACUAACUUUUCUCGCACAUUUACGUUGAUCUUAAAAUCAAGACGAGUAGUUUUGACCAGCUUUCAUGCGAGCAGUAUUAGCAUAUUACGCAAUAGUGGCCACCAGGGUUUCUCGGCCUGUGUGGAUCCGGGUCCGACCAGCUGGAGGGCUGAACUUGUCUGCCGGCUGUCCGCGCUGCAGCCUGUGGCCCCGAGCGCCGUCCUGCGGGCAGCCGAGCGCGGCAAACUUUGACCCGCUAUUUAUUGAGAGGGCGGCUGCUAUCUGAAGUCGGCGGCGAGUUAGUGCAAAUUAAGGCCGCGAGUUACGCCGCUGCCGCUACCGCCCGCUGUCGUCUGGCCUGGUGUGGCCGGACCAUCUGGUGCGGUCCCUGGUCCCUGGUCCACUGUCACCGGUCCCGGUCGGUCCCGACCUCACGGUCUGGUGCUCGGAGUCUCGGUCUCCGGCUGAGGACAGGUGAGGUAAGGUCUGAGGUCAGCGAUUAGUAUCCAUCUAGGGUCAUGAGGUCAGUCAGGUCGGUCUGAGACUGAGGUCAGUAUAGAUCUGAGCUGUGUAUUUGAGGCCACACAGAGGGACACAGUUGGUGCGUCGGUCUCGGACCUGUCCCCAAACCCCGACUCUGCCCACCGGUCCUGAUCGGCGGCUGGCAUGUGCGGCUCGCUGUCGUCGGCACCACCGAGCUGCAGGUCGCGUGCCGGCCGCCCGUGUCUGUGUGCGUGUGUGUUUGUGUGUGUGUACAUACAUACAAACGGCGGCUUUGCCUGCCCUUUGUGUGUGCGCACAGGACAGGGUUUGCCUGGCCAGCCGCCUCCGCCUGCUCUGAGCGCGCAUCAGAGCCGCCAACUCACUGCGUUUACUGCAGUGCCCGCAACGGCGCACCGCGACUUAUGUAGUGCACAUUGCAUUGUGGGACUUUGGUCCCUGGGGCGGGGUCCAGUGGGCGGGACCUAGAGCUGGCGAUUGGUCCCUGGGGCGUUUCGGGAUCCAGUGGACGGGACCUAGAGCUGGCGACUGGUCUCUGGGGCAGGAUCCAGUGGACGGGACCGCCGUUGAGACGUCCCAGUGGUCGUGGUCCACUGUAGAUGGCCGCUCCCGCUGGGCGGGGCGGGACCACCCAGCUGCUCUGCCCGUGUGCGACAUAGGCAGCAGUUAUAGGUGUAUGGGGACAGAUCACUGAGCCACUUCGGUGUGCCUGCUAUAAGAUCAGCCGGUUUGUACAUAUUCGUGUCGCGUUGCAAUAUGCUGUACUUCUGUGUACCGUUGUCUGUACAAUGUCACAGGUGCCGCGAAGCUGGAAAAUUGCAUUUUUUAAUGCAAACGUAAUAGGAAGCUUUGCUGUUUGUGGUGAGGCUGCCGCGAAGCCACGGAGUUGAUAAAACUUCUCCCAAAAAGCAGUCGGCGCUGACGAUUGCAUGAGGAGGGCGCAGGCAGCCACAUAAGGAUUCUGGGCUUAUUUUCGGAAAAUCUAAAACGCCAACGCAGCAACUUCUGCGUAGCCCCGUGUUCAGACACUUACCAGGCUAUUUUUUGCAUUUACUCAGAAUCACUCCAGCUGUGAUGCUUAUUGUUGAAUAGACAUUAAUUUAAGGCGAAUAUGCGCGCUUCUUACGGGGAUAGCGAUACUGAUGAGUAAUAGACAUACGGGACAGGGCCCUUGGCGGGGACCAGGCCAUGCUAUGGGGAGGGCAGGUCCCGAACCAGUAGCAAACCGAAGGAUCUCACAUGUCGAAGUUCUGCACGUUUCUAUCUCGCUCUCGCUCUCCCUCUAUCUUUGUCUGUCUCUGUUUCUGUCUCUGUCUCUCUAUGUUUCCGUUUCUAUCUCGCCUGUCUGUCUGUCUCUCCCUCCCCUCCCCUCCCUCCCUCUCUCUCUCUCCUUUCACUCUCCCUCUCCGAGUCAUUCUCCAUCCCUCCCUCUUGCUCUCUCUCAUUUCCUUUCCUCCUCUUGGAAACUCUUUCUCUCGACUCACUCCGUAUUUCCCCAACUGUAUACCGGUUUCCCUGUCGGUCAUUGUCGGUCAUUUCCACCCGAUCUCAGUCAUUCUACACUUCUACAGGUACGAUGACUGAUCGCCAAUCCACCAGUCCGGCGCUUGCCACUGCAGAUAGUCAGUCUUUCCACAGGGGUGGACGCGGUGGACGGGGUGGACGGCGCAGCUCCGCCGUCCGUCCGCCAGAGAAACGGAACAGUCCAGGGGUUCGACAUUGUCAGCCGUAAGAGAAACGGGAGGGGUGGCUGUUGUAUAGGGUGGCGCUAUCGAAGGUGUUGAUGUUUGUGUCAAUGUUUGUCGGCUGUUUGCAAAGCGCAAUAUACUGAGAUAAGCUC
This is a messenger RNA of Amphibalanus amphitrite, 4212 nucleotides long. Its product is annotated as neo-calmodulin-like. Bases 370 to 1218 code for a protein of 282 amino acids. Gene Ontology annotation, cellular component: myosin II complex. The record is from RefSeq and is a predicted model, not a curated record. Gene Ontology annotation, molecular function: calcium ion binding. The transcript is spliced from 6 exons. Lineage: Eukaryota; Metazoa; Arthropoda; Thecostraca; Balanomorpha; Balanidae.